Didymodactylos carnosus is the source of this 279-nucleotide messenger RNA. NCBI's taxonomy places the organism in Eukaryota, Metazoa, Rotifera, Eurotatoria, Philodinida, Philodinidae. The record is from the annotation of a GenBank genome assembly.
AUGACCAUCGUGCACUUCGCAGAUCCUCGAAAUUUCCUCGAUAAUUCCCCGCUAGGCAUUUACGUGACAAGGAAAUGAGAUAAAUAUUACAUCCACAAUUCCUUCCCAUACUUAGGGAACGGUUCAAAAUGUAUUCCGGUCGGUCGGUCGCUAUUCCUCUAUUCCGCUCUUCCUCUAUUCCCCAAUUAUUUCUCUAUUAUAGAAUUUAAAUUCUAAUUUAUUUUAUUUUAUUUUGUAUAGUUCGGUUUCUUUGAUUGUAUUGUUGAUACAUAUAUCGGC